Molecule: messenger RNA, 1987 nt
Organism: Lytechinus pictus (painted urchin)
Lineage: Eukaryota; Metazoa; Echinodermata; Echinoidea; Temnopleuroida; Toxopneustidae
Product: dehydrogenase/reductase SDR family member 4-like
Exons: 9
Coding region: 102-920 (272 amino acids)
Molecular function (GO): oxidoreductase activity
Source: RefSeq, a predicted model, not a curated record
GGAUAUUUUACGGGUAGAACGUAUAGGCAGGUCAGUCUAUCGAUCUCUUCGUAUAGAAAUAUCUCGGCAAGCUGAGCAAUUUGUUUUCAACGGAUUGAAAAAUGUCGGCACCACCUGCAAGUCCAUCUAUUCUUGGGGCUUCCUUGAAAGGAAAAGUGGCCCUUAUUACUGGAGCUAGCUCGGGUAUUGGAGCAGGGGUGGCCCGCUAUUUUGCUUCUGUUGGAUGUCGACUAGCAUUGACAGGUCGGAACAUGGAUAAUCUUCAAGCAGUUGUUGAAGAAUGUAUCGAGAGAGGUCUCGAUAGAGAUCAGAUCUUGACAAUUCAGGCAAACUUUGAGAUUGAAAGCGAUGUGAAGAAAACUGCAGACCAAACCAUACAGAAGUUCAACCAGCUUGAUAUUUUGGUCAACAACGCAGGAACUGCUUUCUUGGAUACGAUAGAGACGCUAUCAAUGGAAAAUUUUGAUACAACAUUUGCAGUAAAUGUCAGAGCACCCCUACAUCUAACCCAUCUUCUAACUCCGUACUUGAUUGCGUCAAAAGGCACUGUUGUUAAUAAUUCUAGCGUUUAUGGAAUCAGAUCUCCGCCGAUGACGUUAAGCUACGGUGUAAGUAAGACAGCAUUGAAUCACAUGACAAGGUGUAUCGCUGAAGAAUUGGCACCUCAUGGAGUCAGAGUUAAUGCAGUAAACCCUGGUGUAAUUCCUACUAAAAUGGCGGCGCGGGCAGGACUUUCAGAUGAGCAAGUCCAAGAGACCUUGGAGUUCCAUAAGAAAACUCAUGCCAUGCGCAGAACUGGGACUGUUGAAGAAGUGGCUAAACUCAUUGCAUUUCUCGCAUCCAGUGACUCGUCCUUUACCACCGGGGAAAAUUUCCUGACAGAUGGAGGGAAUCAUCUCUUAGUAACCACCCUUGAUUAGUAGAGAUUGUUGUUCUCUCCAUUAUCAGCAUUUAACGGGAAUCCAACCCAAAUAAAAAAGAGGUUUUAGAAAAAAAAACAAAAAAUCAGAGAAGUAGAUAUGUGAAAGUUUGUUCAAUACCGGACAAUCAGUAGGAAAUUAUCAUUUUUUAAAUUAAAAAAAUGAUAAUCACUGUAUCACUGGAGACUUAAAAUUGGCUGCAUAAUGAGAUGUCAUAGUGAUGUAGGGCAAGGACUACUCUUUCUAUUUGCUCCGAUGCAUAAAAUGGCUAAAAUGUCACAUUUCUACAAAAGUUUCAUUUCAAAUUAUAAUCAUUUUUGUUUCAUGAGAACAUGCUACUUUGAUUGAUUAUAAUACGAGAAAACUACAAUUCCCCGAUUAAGUGACCUAUAUGGAUUGUUAUCUACCCAGUUGCUGAUUUGAAAUUUACAUAGUCUUGGGGAUGUUAAUUGUAAAGAUCAGCCCACCUCAGAAAAAUGUUGAUUUGAAUCAAUAUAGAAAAAUCACACAGCAUAGCUUUAAAAUUUUAACAAAAUUGAAUGUAAAAUAAGACUUAUGACAUUAUAAAGUUUCGCUAUUUUUUAUACGAAAUAAUGCACAACUCGAUGAUAUGCAAAUGAGAAGGUAGAUGAUGUGUCCCAUUCACUUUUUUCUUUUGUUCUUUAUUGUUUUAAGUUAUAGUUUUCAAGUUUACAGAUUUGACAAUAAUGACCAACUUGGCUGACCCAAAAUUGUUAAAACAAUGGUAAUUCCGCAUGUAUAGGGAGGAAUGAAAUUUUGUUUCACGUGACAGUGAGCAAAUGAGUACCGAGUAGAAAAUUAAAAUAUUUCAUAUAGAGUUAUGCAAAAGAAAUAGUGAGUGAGUGCUGUCAUCAGUCCCUAGCUCAUUCGCAUACGGUCCAAGAUGUGAAAUUAAGGAAACUUUAGAAUCUUAGAACUUUUUUUAUUUCACAUCCGAUUUGAUAAAAAAAUUUAGUGUGUCGGAUUUUUCUCGUUUUACUCAAAUCCACUUUUACAGUGUUAUAGUUGGAGUGGACUUGUCAAUUAAAACAGCCAUGCCUUUCUUA